AUGACUACCGUAACAGCUGAUGGCGUUCGUUCAGGUUGGCUGAAGACAUUCGACUCGUAUUCCAAGGAUACAGACGAUACAUUGGAUGCCAUGUAUGACUUCUUUCUUACACACCCGGAUAUGACAUUCAUGUGGGCGGAGACCAUUUUUCUAGAGCACUGGUGGCGUAAACAGAACGAUACCGUUCGCAACAACAUAAAGAAAUGGGUAAAGCAGAAACGAUUCGAUUUGGUGACUGGUUCAUGGGUUAUGACAGAUGAGGCGAAUCCAUAUUUCCCAGUCUCCGUUGACAACAUUGUUGAAGGAUUCCAGUUCAUUUACAGAGAAUUUGGAGUGAAGCCGUCGAUAUUGUUUUCCUUGGAUCCAUUUGGUCAUAGUAACUCAAUCGCAUAUCUCUACUCACAAGCAGGAAUUCACCGAGAAGUGAUCAACAGAAUCUCAACGGACACAAAGGAAUUCUUGAGGGAUCUACAAGCUCAUCGAUUCAUAUGGAAACAGUAUUUUGAUAACUCUGAUGAAGGUGAUGUGUGGACGCAUUUACUACCGUAUUCCCAUUACGAUAUUCCAAGUUCAUGCGGACCAGAUCCGAAUGUAUGUUGUGAAAUCGAUGCCAUACGUUACUACAAGCACUAUCCGUGUGGAGGUGACAUGAAGCCAAUCAAUAAAUCCAACGUCAAGAGGAAAGCCGACGCACUCAGCACUCAGUUAUGGAAAAUGUCGGAACAGUAUGGGUCGAAUGUUAUCAUUAUGUUCUAUGGUGAUGAUUUCCGAUUCACGACACCGUUCGAAUGGAAAGUUCAAUAUGAUGCUCUUCGCCUUAUUUUCGAUGAAAUCAAUUCCAAGGGCAACAUAGAAAUCAGUUUUGGCACCAUUACGAGAUUCUUCGACGAAUUGGAAGAUUGGUAUGCACAGAAUGGAACGCAGCCACCCACUCUCAAAGGAGACUUUUUCCCAUAUAGGUAUGCUCAUUGCAUGGCACAUCACAGGAGAAUGACUGGGAAACACAGGCUCAUUUUAUACCCGAAAUUUCUCGCAACGCACCUAAUCCCUUCUUUUAGGACGCUGAAAAUCAUCAACANNCUCCCUUAUCAUCUGGAAGAUGUGAUAAGCGUAAGAGUUGAUUGUACGACGAUUGAUGUGAAAUUGGAUGGAGGGUCUGUUGAAGCACAGAUUGAACCGUAUAUCCGUAAUGGAAAAAUUGACAGCAAAACAUUUUCUGUGAGUUUAUUAAUCGAUAAUCGAUCGCCAUCGUCUAGUGGUCCAAUUUAUUCGUUCUGCAGCUUGUGUUUCACGUUCGUCUUCAACCUCUUGGUAUAUUUCCCCACUGCUUUAAUUCUUUAUACCACUUUGUUUUUUUCCAUUACCAUUGCCCAUGAAAUAUAUCUGAGAACGGUUUCAUGUUGUUUAUUUACAGAAAGAAUAAUCCGUUCGGAUGAUGGUCAUGGUCUUGGAAGGGAACCAGAUGCAAUCCCUGAUGACAAUCUUCCGGUCGACAUGAAGUUCACCAUUCUUCUAGAGGAUCUUAAACAGGUAAUCAAUAGUCAUUACACAGUGCAUACACCGGCUGGACAUCUAUCAGUGCAGAACACUAUCUACUCACCCAUAGUGCUCUUUACUUCGAAUGUCACUUCUGUUCCAACAUCCAUCGAAAUUCCACCUCUUCCCUGUGAUCUACAAUUACUAACUGUCCGACCGCUCCAUGACGGCAGGCGUCUUCUGACAAUUUUCUACCAUGGUAUUCGCCCAAUGUCUGUGACACCGUCUGAAUGUGGAGAUGACCUACAGUCGAUGGAUGUGAAAAAAGUCCAGGAAACCGAUCUGGCUGGGCUUGACGAGACAGCUGUGGUAUAUAAUGCGGGUGACUACACUCCGCGCUUAAGACCUUUCAAAUUUCUCUCUUUAUUGUUAACUAUAUGA
Messenger RNA from Haemonchus placei, 1917 nucleotides. Lineage: Eukaryota; Metazoa; Nematoda; Chromadorea; Rhabditida; Trichostrongylidae. The record is from the annotation of a GenBank genome assembly.